CAGAGAGGCCGAAUCUCCAGCUGAUCGUCAGUGAUUCUCAUCCCAGCACCAUCUCCUCCACCCGAUUCGUGCUGAUCUUUGGGACAAUAAGUCCCUUAGAAUCCAACAUCGGUCUAAAUAACGCGCAGAUAUCAGAACUGGGUUUUAAAGCAUCUUUGGCCGUGUCGUAUCUCGUCGCGCGAGGAUGAUGCCUCUCUGGAUGCAGCGCGUGCAAAUGGAUGCGUGUGCGCGCGCGUGUCCUUGAGUUGAGGACCACCAGCAUUGGAUGUUUCUCCAUCUCACGGCCGAUUGCAUCUUAAGUAAAUGUGUAUUUUUACUCUUUUAUGCGCUGGAGAACACUGCUGGCGCGUCGCCUGUAAUGGAGGAGACGAGAUGAGAAAGUGAAGGCGUGUUUGGAGAGCAGUCUGUAUUUGUGUUGUGAAUCAUCCGUGUUACUGUGAAGAUGCCGAGGAGUUUACGCAGGCUGGUGCACCUGGUGCUCUUCUGUCCCUUGUCUAAGGGUUUACAGUCCCGUUUACCUGCAGUUAAGGUCAAGUACCUGUUGGUGGCGUGGUUUGGGAUUCUGGUGGCCAGCUGGGUGAUCUAUAUGCAGUAUUCCUCUUAUUCGGAGCUCUGCAGAGGACACGUCUGUACCAUGCUCAUCUGUGAUCAUUAUCGCAGAGGUAUUAUCUCGGGAUCGGUGUGUAAGUCUCUCUGCGAGGAGAAAACUCUGUCUCUUCAACGCUGUCUUUCAAUGUCACCGACGCACCAGGUAUACAGUGCUGUGUGGAAGGAGAAAGCUGUAUUGGUAAAGUGUGGGAUUGAAGAGAGCAUGAGAGGAGAAAAUGGUCCUGACUCUCCACUAUGGCAUGAAAACAACCUCUUCGAUAAACCCACCCGCGGAACAUCCAUGGAUGAAUUCAGAGCGAUGCUGCAUUCCUUUCUCAAGGACAGUGUUGGUGAGCAGUCAUCUCUUGGCACUCUUGUAACUCGUGUGAUUUCUCUGGCGGAUGUCAAUGGCGAUGGCAAAGUUUCGUUAGCGGAGGCGAAAUCAGUGUGGGCUUUGCUUCAGAUCAAUGAAUUUGUUUUAAUGGUGGCACUGCAAGAUAAAGAACACGCUCCCCAGUUGCUGGGCUUCUGCGGAGACCUUUACGUGACUGAAGGCGUAGCACACAGCGCCCUCUUCAGGCUGGAGGUGCCUGGUUGGCUGCAGCCAGUGUUUCCUGAGGCACUGAGUGUCGCUCUUAACCAGUGGCUCGCUCCUGCGUGGCCCCGUAGGGCUCGGAUCACCAUCGGCCUGCUAGAGUUCGUCGAAGAGGUAUUCCAUGGUGUAUAUGGAAGCUUCUACAUAUGUGAUGCAAGCCCAAGACGGGUCGGCUACAAUGAGAAAUACGACUUAAAAAUGGCAGACCUUCAAAGCGUAGCAUCGGAGGCAACCGUCAAGGGGUUCCUGCGAGGGAGGACUUGCGAGGCAAACGCCGAUUGCACUUACGGGCGGGAUUGUACUGCAACAUGUGACCGAUUGGCAAGGCAGUGCAACGUGGAGGUGGUGCAGCCCAACUUGGCCAAGGUGUGCGCGCUCCUGCAAGACUUCCUGCUUUUCGGAGCACCAUUGGACCUGAGGGAGGACCUGGAGAAACAGUUACGCACCUGUGUGACUCUCAGUGGACUGGCUUCUCAGAUGGAAGUGCAUCAUUCCCUUGUUUUGAACAACCUCAAAACGUUACUGUGGAAGAAGAUCUCAAAUACCAAGUACUCUUGAGACCAACAUGAUUAUCAAGAGAAAGGCAAUGAAGAGCAAGAGAAUUGGAGACUUCCAGAGAACAAAAGUGGGGUCAGUAAAGUAGGUUCUGGGGUGCCAACAGAAUAGCUGAACUCUGACAGCAACUACGGACUUCAAAUUUGUCGAACAUCAAUUGCGAACAUGGGAAGUUGGUGAAUGGAAGUUCUGAAAGGGCAUAAACUACAUCCCCACCCUCUGUUUUACUUCAACAACUCAAUUGAAGAACCUUUAACCUUAUAGAAACGCCUAUAGAAGAUUUUUUUCUUUGCCCAAAAGGUUCAAGGUGAAGACUGUUCAAUAGGAACAAAGAUAAGUGAAGACAUUUUUCUGACAUGCAGCUCCUUCCCAAAUGAGUUCUUUUUGGUGAACUUUUGGUUAAGGAUCUGGGCUGCAAGCACAAGGAUAGUAGGGCUAGUUCCUAGUAGAAGAAACCCAAGGGAAGAGGUCUUGCUCUACAACCCCAUUCUCUUUUACUUUAGUGACUCAACUGAACACCCUUUAAUGCUAAUAGAAAAACCUUCGGAACAAUCUCUUUCCUUUUGCCGAAAUAUCCAAGGUUAAGUAAGACUUAAUUGGAGAAAACCAACUGUAGGGCAUUUCUUUGACCAUGUAUCCCCUUCCCAAAUGAUAUAUUGAGCUCUGCUUGGUGUACUUGUGGGUAAGGAUCUGGGUUGCAAGCACAAGGAUAAUAGGGUUAGUUCCAAGAAGUAACCCAUGGAAAGGAGAGUUUCAGACAGGACUGUC
Molecule: messenger RNA, 2506 nt
Organism: Sinocyclocheilus rhinocerous
Lineage: Eukaryota; Metazoa; Chordata; Actinopteri; Cypriniformes; Cyprinidae
Product: protein FAM69B-like
Exons: 5
Coding region: 443-1741 (432 amino acids)
Molecular function (GO): calcium ion binding
Source: RefSeq, a predicted model, not a curated record